Molecule: messenger RNA, 2858 nt
Organism: Sphaeroforma arctica JP610
Lineage: Eukaryota; Ichthyosporea; Ichthyophonida
Exons: 1
Coding region: 162-1889 (575 amino acids)
Source: RefSeq, a predicted model, not a curated record
AGAUCUACGCGUAACACCACGUGAUAGUUCGCGUAUAUACAUAUAUGCAAUAGAUUAAGUGAAAACAAUAUCAAAUAGCUGGUUGCUAUACUAGAUCACUUGUAAACUCGCAAGUGCACAUUAAUUCCCCUAUUGUAAAGCUAUUUUACAGUCUGUUGGUCAUGUCGAAGGGAGUGGGUACUGCGCUGGGCCUGAUAGUAGCAGGAGUUGGGGGUUACUUCCUGGUUAAGAAUGCUGUUGAUCUUGGACUAGGCAGAGCAACAUGUAUAGGACAUAAUAGAGAUAGUACCUGUACCUGUGCAUGCAAUGAAAUAUGUACAUGUGCUUGUAGUAUUGAAGUAAGUACGUGUGAUAAUGAGGGUGGCCAGGAAGUUAUUACCAAUGAAUGCAAAAUACACACUCAUCAAAGCUACGAGUUUGAUCUGGAUAUGGGCGUACUGGAAGGACAAAGCAGUUCCGACAGCCACUCAGAGACUGACACUAAGGAUGACUUGCACGACAGUGCGCUAUCCAGUGAAUGCAACAACAGCAAGGCGGGGACUGUGCUCACACGCGACACUAAUGUGCACACAUACGACACGCACACCACUAACCAGAUAGGUCGGCUGUUGGCACAAGAUAAACCUGGUACAAUGGAAGUUGCAACGAAUGAGCAUGCAUUGAUGGCAUCGCUUGUGAACUCAGCAGCAAGCACUCACAACCACGCGAGUAUCCGAAAAUAUGGACUUGUUGACAAGGCGUGCGCGGAGAUCUUGGCGUCAGAUAGUGUGAGCGAAGGUGAUAUGACUGAGGAUAGGGAGAGGCAUGUUGUACGUGGCAAGAGAUCGAGUGCGAGUGUAGAUAGACGUGUGAAUGCGUUGGCGGUGAUUGCUAAUAUGGCUGUGAAUGUGGAGAAUAGCUCGGAGAUGCAGCAGGCAGUCGGGGCUGUGUGUGCAUUGUUAGAAAAGGUCGCACGCGAGCUGAACGGGUCGUGUGAGUUUGAUGAGAUGGAGACAGACAGCAGUAUUCUUCACACACAGAAUACUACUGGAAUUCAUACGCAUGCGAACAUUAGUAUACACACCCACAAGCAUGCGCCUACACCUCCUCCGCAACAAGAGAAAUUACAAGUACUUGUAGCAUCCGAAGAGGAGAGUCACGGAGAGAGUGCCACAUCAAAGAUUACAUAUGUCCCAUCUGAUGCUGAGGCCGUGAUGGCGCUGAAAGCUGCGCUGAAUCUGUCAACGUGCGAGGAGCACCACAGCGCACUCAUAGCGUGCAAAGUGCCCGAUUAUGUUGUGAAGUUUAUGGCUUGCGAUACACUUGGAGGGAUAUUCACGCCCCUCGUACAUAAGUCUACCAACAAGGAUACACGAGCACACACACAGUCGCACGCACGCGCGAAGAAGGAAAGCACUAAUGCUGGACUUGCACAGGCACCACUUGUGAUUUCUAAUGGCAACGCAGCAUGUCACUACACCGCUGAGCGAAGAGCGCAGGCGUAUCGCGUGGCUGUAAACCUCAGCACAUCAACUGAUGGCGCGCUUGCGUUGGUGAAAGCGGGAGUGGUACCGUGUCUGGUGAGUAUGUUGAAGCUGCGUAGAGACGAUGAAGAGCUGGAUAUGUUGCGGCGAUUAUUGGUGUGUACGUACAACUGCGUACAGGCUGUUAUCUCGGUCCAUACGGACGGCCAGCAACGGGAGGAAGCCACUCAAAUUGAUACUAGUGCAAAAGCCAAGAGCAAUAACAAUGUAGGCGAGUCUGAGCGUGGCAACUCGCGGGUGGUAUUGAGUGGUAGGGAUGAGGUGUAUGAUAUCUGCCGUGUGCUCGCGAAACGAGCCAACGAUGAUGAACACCGUGCAGAAAAGGUGCUCACACUCUUGGUGAAUGUACAGGAUGCUGACUUGUGAGAAUGAUCUUAGCGCGAAAUGACAGCCACAAUUGGCUAAGAAUUCCAGUAUAACACCAGUGGUACAUAUCACCCCAAGUAUGGGGGAGAUGAUGAGAGAGAAAAGGGUGCAGACUAUCUUGGAGACUACAGUGACCACAAGUGUGUGGCGAGCAGAAAAAGUUGAACUAACUGCUACAAGGUGCAGCAAACGCUAAGUACGAUGAGUUCAUUCGAAACGGGGAGACUAUUGCACUUUCACAUCGUGCUGGCAUUGCUCAAGUCCGAAUGGGAUCAGUGGCCUUGCCUGUGCACUCGAUUAGUUUUGAUGGAUUUUACACGUUUGAGGGGACGAGACAGCCUAUAUGCUACGGAAAAGCCAUAUGCAGACUUGUUUCCGAGGUAGCGCUAUUGGAUGGAUACAUGGAAUCGCUUGGAAUUGAACCCGGUUUUAGCGCACAAGCGCCCGCCCGCCCGAAAGCAAAACUGCACACCCAUAUGGCAUUCAACUGAACUAUACAUAUAAUACACAUAUAUACGAUUGUAUAACCCAUAUAGGAAAAACAUUAUCUACUGCCACUCCCCGUCGGACUUGCACUUGGAUUGCGAUUGUUGUGGUGUACAAUCAAUGAACAUGCAUGGCAGCCAUGAUCCUAUUGACCCAUAUCAACGACAGUACACGUAUGUCCUCACCACAAUUUGUCAAAACAACAACUCAGUGGGGCGGAGGCAGCGCCUGCGUUAAAGUUAUUACAGCGUACUCUCAGAUCAUACAAUCGUCUCGAGUAUGUGAUUGAGAAUGCUGGAACGGCUGUAACUGGUGUGCGUUCUCGCUCAUUGUAUGAAAUGAAAACACCCAGAAAUGUGGGACUUUCGCACGCCAAGAAUCAACAGUCUUAUGUACAUCUACACGCCAUACAGCACAUAGCGCCACACAUAUCACCAAUUUCAGAUACUGAAGUGAUAAGUACAUUAAAUUAUCAACAACUGC